GUCGACAGAGGGAAGCAGAGGCAGCCGCAGGCAGCAGCGAGAUUCAGGACGCCGAGUGCACAGCUUUCCGGGAGGACCCGGGCCUACGCCCGCCCGAGGGCUGUUGAUGCGCCGCCUCCGUGCGCCCCUCGUCAAACGGCGGCGGUUACUGCUUCCGAGGUCAUUUAACUGGGACGCGUCUUUCGGUGCAGACUUGGCGCGCGCCUGCAGUAGCGGCACCAACCUGCGCCCAAACCCGGGCAAAUGACUUACCUCUGCCCUCGCCCAGUGCUCAGCUACCAUUUCCUUCCGUCUUUGCUCCGCUCUGUGUUUAACGGCGCGCGCCAGGCAAGACCGAGAACGGAGGCCGCAGGGCCCUCCAGGCCAGAUCUUUUCCGAGGAGGAUUUCCAGCCCCAAAUUUGAGACCCAUCUCCCCUCUCAGCCAGAACCGUGGGCUCGUCCGGAGGGAGGCACAAGUCAUCUCCCCCAGCAAACGGGCCCGGCCUGCGGAGAAGGGUGGCAUGCGGCUCCGCUUUGUCCGGCUUUCGGAGCACGCCACCGCUCCGACCAAGGGGUCCGAGCGCGCCGCGGGCUAUGACCUAUACAGUGCCUAUGAUUACACAGUACCACCUAUGGAGAAAGCCCUUGUGAAAACAGACAUUCAGAUAGCUCUUCCUUCUGGGUGCUAUGGGAGAGUAGCUCCACGUUCUGGCUUGGCUGCAAAACACUUCAUAGAUGUAGGAGCUGGUGUCAUAGAUGAAGAUUAUAGAGGAAAUGUUGGUGUUGUACUGUUUAAUUUUGGCAAAGAAAAGUUCGAAGUCAAAAAGGGUGAUCGAAUUGCACAGCUCAUUUGUGAACGGAUAUUUUACCCAGAAAUAGAGGAAGUUCAAGUUUUAGAUGACACUGAAAGGGGUUCAGGAGGUUUUGGUUCCACUGGAAAUAAUUAAAAUUUAUGACAAGAACAGAAAAUGAGAAAAUAUACUUUUUUCCUUGAAAAUAAAGGCUUUGCUUAAAAUGU
This is a messenger RNA of Lagenorhynchus albirostris (white-beaked dolphin), 998 nucleotides long. It is a transcript of the gene DUT, whose product is annotated as deoxyuridine triphosphatase. Gene Ontology annotation, molecular function: dUTP diphosphatase activity; magnesium ion binding. The record is from RefSeq and is a predicted model, not a curated record. Bases 244 to 927 code for a protein of 227 amino acids. Gene Ontology annotation, biological process: dUMP biosynthetic process; dUTP catabolic process. NCBI's taxonomy places the organism in Eukaryota, Metazoa, Chordata, Mammalia, Artiodactyla, Delphinidae. The transcript is spliced from 8 exons.